AUGUCAUUGAAAAUAAAUGGGCACAGACUACACACACCCUCGACAAAGUCAACGACGCCUGCAAGCUCGUCGGCAAUCCAAAUAUCUGGCCAGACUUUAGCGUCAUCUCGCCCCACAAAACAAUUCAAUUACCACCACGACACUUCGAUUACAUCCUUAGACUUUGAUGACACAGGCCAGUUUUUGAUCUCGUCAGGUGUGGAUAAGUCAAUACAAUUGUAUGAUUGUCGUAAAGGUGUUCACUACAAAGAUAUCCAGUCGCAGAAGUAUGGUGCUCAUUCUGCAAGAUUCACUCAUGACGGACUCAAUUGCUUGUACGCAUCAACCCCCGAUGGACAUGACACUACUGACGGAAAAACCGACGACACUGUCAGGUAUCUCUCUUUAUCAACAAACCAGUACAUUCGUUAUUUCAAGGGCCACAAAGCCCAAGUAUCAAAUAUAGAAGUGAACCCAGUGCACAAUACUUUUUCUAGUUCAAGUUACGAUGGCACCGUCAAAUUCUGGGACCUAAAGACAUCAUCAGCAACGGGGAGUAUUCAUGUUGCUCAGAAUACUGUUUGUGGUUUCGAUCCACAAGGAAUAGUGGUUGCGGUGGGGAAAUAUCCACUUGGUGAGUCUCGAAUUGGGACUGUGGGACUAUAUGACUUGAAAACAUUUGACAAGGGUCCUUUCGCAGAAGUCUCCAUUCCAUGUCUACAGAAUCAGCAUUGGAACAAGUUGGAAUUUUCAAACAAUGGAAAACUUUUAUUGAUUUCAACAGAUUCUCGAGAACAUUACAUCUUGAAUGCGUUUCUGGGAAAGUUGUUGGCAAAUGUACGAUUGUCCUAUAAAGAUGGUGCGCAAUGGAUGUCAACUGAUUACCCUUACGAUGGAUGCUGUUCCUUUACACCAUGUGGUAAAUAUUUGCUAGUUGGCAGUCCAAAGUCUAUUAUUCACAUAUUCAAUUUGAGCGAUCUAAAACACGAUGCCGAACGACCAGUAUCGUUGUCUAGGUCUAAUGAUAUAUUGAGAUCCAAUCAGGUGCCUAAAAUGGUCAAAUUUAAUCCAAAAUUGUUUGUUUUCGCAACCGCAGAUACUACCGUUGAAUUGUGGCAACCAGAAAGCCAAAGCUGA
Messenger RNA from Lodderomyces theae, 1116 nucleotides. RefSeq names its product WD-repeat containing protein (gene SWD2). The record is from RefSeq and is a predicted model, not a curated record. The transcript has a single exon. Gene Ontology annotation, molecular function: chromatin binding; protein binding. Lineage: Eukaryota; Fungi; Ascomycota; Pichiomycetes; Serinales; Debaryomycetaceae. Gene Ontology annotation, cellular component: Set1C/COMPASS complex. Bases 1 to 1116 code for a protein of 371 amino acids.